Messenger RNA from Danio rerio (zebrafish), 13909 nucleotides. NCBI's taxonomy places the organism in Eukaryota, Metazoa, Chordata, Actinopteri, Cypriniformes, Danionidae. The record is from RefSeq and is a predicted model, not a curated record.
CAUGGCAUUUGGCAGGGGUUUCUUGAGUAGCUCCAUGUUAAAGUAGAGCAGGCCAUGUGGGAUGUGGUUGGGAGUCACAUUCGGGUCAAGUUACACACAAAAAAUCAGGUUGUAAGGACUUCUCACACCCCUCCCCAACACUGCAGUGUUUAGCUCCAGAGGGUCCACGCGCUUCUUACAAGUUUUCUCCAAAACUCGGCCAAAGAUGGGACGAGACGUUGGGAGUUUACUUCACGUUGCGUUUAUCCAGCGAGAUUAGGAUUAUUUACACCUGAACUUUUUUCUAAGCCACUUAGGUGGAACAUUCCAAGGACCAUUUAAAACGUUGGGAAUUAUCUAAAUCAUCACCUGGUUUACUUAAUUUAUAUUUAAAUUCCUUAUUUAUUUAGUUUGACUCGUUUAAAAGAGUGAGCUAAUGAAUUUAAAGUGAGUAUGAAAAAGUUUGUCGUUACUCUGCUCAUCUGGGCGCUGACUCUCGGCGCGCGCUGCUCGUCCGUUGCGCCGGUGAAGAGACACUCCGGCGCGGAUGACAGCGCUUCAACACUAGCCUUUGUGUUCGAUGUGACCGGCUCCAUGUACGACGACCUCAAACAGGUGAUAGAAGGUGCAUCUCGGAUUCUGGAGAGAACACUGAGCCGCAGGACAAGACCAAUCAAAAACUUCGUCCUGGUUCCUUUCCAUGACCCAGACAUUGGUCCGGUUUCCAUCACAACUGACCCAAAGAAGUUUCAGAAAGAUCUUCAAGAGCUGUUUGUUCAGGGUGGAGGGGAUUGUCCAGAGAUGAGCAUUGGGGCAAUUAAGAAGGCUUUGGAGGUUUCUCUACCUGGAUCCUUCAUCUAUGUGUUCACAGAUGCACGAGCCAAAGACUAUCGGCUGAAGAGAGACGUUCUCCAGUUAGUACAGCUACGACAGUCUCAGGUUGUGUUUGUGUUGACGGGGGACUGCGGGGAUCGCUCUCAGCCGGGAUACAGGGCCUAUGAGGAGAUUGCUGCCACCAGCUCCGGUCAGAUUUUUCACCUGGACAAACAGCAAGUCAAUGAGGUUCUUAAGUGGGUGGAGGAAACAAUCCAGACCAUGAAGGUACAUCUUCUCUCAUCUGACCAUGAAACUGCCCAGGAGUCCCAGUGGGAGGUGCCCUUUGACCCCAGUUUAAAAGAAGUCACCGUGUCGCUGAGUGGUCCAGCACCACAAAUUGAACUCAGAGACCCUCUUGGCCGCACAGUUGGAGAGAGGCAGGGUCUAAGAGAACUGCUCAACAUCCCAAACUCAGCACGGGUGGUCAACCUGAAGAACCCUCGACCUGGACCAUGGACAUUAAAGGUGGGCUGCAGUGGGAGACACACACUUAGAGUAACUGGUGUGAGCAACCUAGACUUCAGGGCUGGUUUCUCUAGUAUACCUGUAUCUGAGUUCACCAGGACCAGAGAGAGACCUAUUAAAGGUGUUCCUGCACAUGUGAUGCUGAAGUGUUCAGGUCUGAAGCCUCCUGGUCUGGUUACCAAUAUGGAGUUAGUGUCUCUCGGCGGCCGCUCGCUGCGCACCAUCCCUGUGCCUCUGCCUGGCGAUGGAGGCUCUGGAGGAAUCUGGAGCAUCCCAGAGUUUCGAACACCUUCUCAGAGCUUUUUCCUCAGAGUGUCUGGAAAUGAUGGCGACGGAUACAACUUUCAGAGACUGUCAAGUGUGUCAUAUACUAACAUCAUCCCAGAGCCUCCAGUGGUGGUGAUGCCCACAGUGGUGAGGGGCUUCUACAUGCAGCCUGCUGUAAUUGACUGCUCUGUGGAGAGUGACCUGCCCUAUAAACUGAGAUUCAUCAGAGGUGGAGACACAUUGGGAGAGGAAAGAACCUAUGAGGCUUCAGGUAAAGCAUCAUGGGAAAUUCCUUAUGCUUCAGGCGAUGAUGAGGGAGCUUAUGAAUGUGUGGCCAGGAGCACUGCCGGCAUGGGACGAGCUCUCACGCAACUUACUGUCAGAGAGCCUCCUCCUGUCCUGCGUCCUCCUGUGAAUGUGACCUCAUCCCCAGGUACAGUGGCAGUGCUGUCCUGCCAGAUUCAAGGCUCUGUGCGCCACAAUCUGACCUGGUACCGGACAGGCAGCGCUUUACCAUCCCGCUCAGGAAGGGUCAGAGUACUAGCCAAUUCCUCUCUGGAGAUCAGCUGGGUUCGCAGCCAGGAUGCCGGGCCGUACCAGUGCAGAGCCUCAAACGCCCAUGGAGAGAGUCAGGCUGUCGUCUGGCUGGUGGUCCUAGAGGCCCCAUCUGUGGUUGUCUCCCCGCAGACACAGAGCUUCUCUCUGGGUGCAGAGGUACACAUCUCCUGCUCGGCAUCUGGAUCUCCUCCUCCAAAGGUUUUCUGGAGCCAUGGCAACAUCUUUUUGUCCAACCACCAUCGGAUGAGCAUAUCUGAGUCUGGCAUGCUGACAAUAAGAGGAGCUGCACCUGAGGAUUCUGGGAACUAUACGUGUCUGGCCACCAAUGAGGUUGGCACUGCCUCUCAGUCUGUUAACGUCAAUUAUGCAGAACCUCCAAGCAUCUCGGUGGUCCAGCAGAUGGUAAUGGUUGUUGCUGGCGAAGAUGCCAGUCUAGAAUGUCAAGCCUCUGGCACUCCUUCUCCAAUCGUUAAAUGGCAAAAAGGGGAUCUGGAUCUGGGAACAGCUCCAUUCGCCGAGCAGGAUGUCCAUCGCGGGACACUACAGAUCCGUGGGGUUCAGGAACUGGAUUCUGGCGAUUAUACCUGUGUGGCCUCAAACAUUGCCGGCUCCUCGUCUGCUGUGGUCGUACUACAGGUGGGAGCUGCUCCUACGUUUUCUGAGUCUCCCGUGGACAUAACAGCUAGUGUGGGUGAUAACAUCACUCUGCCAUGCAUCGCUCGUGGUUUUCCCACACCAUCUCUGAUAUGGAGACGCCAGGAUGGACGUCCCAUUUUUGGCAAGUCGUCUGGCCAUGUUGGCACCUCUCAACUGCCUUCUGGUGCCCUUCAGAUCCAGAGUGUUUGGGUUGAUGAUGAAGGUGUUUAUCUUUGCGAGGCCAAAAACCAGUUCGGAUCUAUCAAGGCAUUAGCGAGAGUCACUGUUACUGGCUUAGAACCACCGUUGCUAGUUCAAGGCGCUCCAUCCAUUACUACGAUGAUUGCUCAGCCUUUAAACCUUCCCUGUAGGUUAUUAGAUGGGAUUCCUCUCCCUGAAAGGAUCUGGACACACAAUGGGAAACAAGUGCGUGUUGGCGGAAGAGUGUUUCUAAGGAGUGAUGGCAGUCUGCAUGUAGACAGAGCUGUGCCUGAGGAUGCUGGGACUUAUGUGUGCACUGCUGUUAAUGUUGCAGGAUCUGCCAAUAUUACUGUCACUGUUGAAGUUCAUGCCCCUCCUGAUAUCAAGGCUGGUCCCCUGCACUACACAGCUAGCGAGGGCACACCGAUCUCCCUGUCCUGUGAAGCAAGAGGUGUCCCCAAACCCACCAUCAGCUGGUCCAAGGGUCGAGAUCCCUUAAACAGGCCUGUGUCAGCACCUUUUGAGGCAGCCGAUGGGAGUUUGUACAUCUCCAGUCCUACAGAGGAGGAUGCAGGGGUUUAUAUUUGCACUGCCACAAGUGCCGUAGGCUACACCAGUCGAGAGAUGCAUCUGAUUGUUAAUAGCAAACCAAGGAUUGUUGGUGCUGAUGGGUCACAGGUGACGGUUAAAAUGGCAGCUGAGGUCGGAUCUGAGGUCAUCCUUCCAUGUGAAGUUCAGGGAAGUCCUACACCUUUGGUGACUUGGAGCAGAAAUGGCCAGACCAUACCUCCUGUCACAGCAUGGUUCACCAUGCUGCCGUCUGGUUCUCUGAAGAUUAGUGAUGUGAGGGUGGUGGACAGUAAACUCUACACCUGUUCUGCUGUAAAUCCAGCUGGAAACGUCUCACUCACCUAUAAUUUACAAGUACAAGCUAAACCAAGGAUUCAUCCAGCUCCUUCAACUCUGAAGGCUCUUAUCGGCCAGACGGUGGUGUUGCCGUGUGUGGUUCAAGGAGAGCCGAGUCCACAGGUCAGCUGGCUUCAUAAUGGGCUUCCAGUGGCUAGUGAUCGAAUGCUGAAGAUCCAGGCAGUCCAGCACUCGGACAGCGGCACGUACAGAUGUGUAGCCAGGAAUAGCGCUGGAGAAGACACCAUUCAGAUUGUGUUGGAUGUAUUAGAGGGCCCCUAUUUUGAGACAAAUGGAGAGACUGUCAUUGAGAGUGUGGCUAAUAGCAAAGUCCUCAUUCCUUGUCCUGCUCGAGGGUCUCCUGCUCCUCAGGUGCGAUGGUUCAAAAAUGGCCUGGAGGUCCAUAUGGAGCGAUCGGAGCAUGGCGUGUCUCUGGCUGAAGAUGGAGCCCUGGUGAUUGGCUCAGCUUCAGCCAGUCACAGUGGAGACUUCAAGUGCGUGGCCACUAAUGAAGCAGGGUCAGUGGAGAGGAAGACCAGGCUAAAGGUCAAUGUUCCUCCAGAGAUCCAGGAUGAUGGGCAGCUUCUGAAUUUGACAGUGACACUGAAGCAGCCCCUCACACUGGGGUGUGACGCUUUUGGCAUCCCAACACCAACUAUCAGCUGGACUAAAGACAACAGACCCGUACUGGAGACCCCAGGGGUGUAUCUGCAGAAUGGAAAAAGGCUUUUAAAGAUUUAUCGUGUUCAGCAUGAUCACGCUGGCCGCUUCUCCUGCACUGCCCAGAACUCUGCUGGGGAAGCCAAGAGGGAGUACACUAUUGAAGUACAAGCUCCACCAGUAAUAUCGGGAACUUCAGGAGUGCAGGAAGUGACCAUCAUGGCGGGACAGGAAGUGGAUAUGCAGUGUAGAGUCAGUGGUCGUCCUCUGCCUUCAGUGGAAUGGACUCAUGAUGGAGAGGUUUUAUCCCCUAAUGGAGACCCUCAUGUGGAGUUUCUGGAGAAGGGGCAGGUGUUGAGGGUUAAGUCUGUCAGGCCUAGGGAUCGUGGCCUGUAUCAGUGUGUGGCGACAAACAACGCUGGGACUCAGACAAGACAGUUCAGGCUGACCAUACAAGCUGCUCCAUUGAUCCGUGACUCUGGUGAGGAUUCAGAAGUAACUGUAGUUCUGGGCUUCCCGGCUGUUCUUCACUGUGAAGUUGAAGGGAUUCCACUUCCCACUAUCACCUGGCUGAAGGACAACCAGCCCAUAGUGUCCAGCCCUCAGCUCACAUACACACAGGGUGGACAGUCUUUGCGUGUGGCUGCGGCUCGUGGUGAAGAUGCAGGCGCAUACACCUGCCGAGCAACCAAUCCGGCUGGAACAGCACAUAGACAUUACACACUAAGAAUUAUGGUUCCUCCACAGAUAGAGGGGGAUUCUACCAUUCUCAGUUUUGGCAGGAGAGAAGAGAAAGUGAGAAUUAAUGGGACGUUAACACUGUCGUGCCUGGCCAAAGGCUUUCCAGAGCCUGUCACACAGUGGUUUAAAGAUGGGCAGCUGUUGAAUGGAAAUACACACAGCGGCUUGAGCGUGAACAGUCACAUGCUCCAUGUUGAUAAUGCCAUGUUGUCCCAUGAGGGCCAGUACACAUGUGUGGUCUCUAACUCUGCUGGAGAGGACAAGAGAGACUUCCACCUCACUAUACAGGUUCCACCAGUAUUUCACAGAGUAAUAAAUGGUGCUGCUGAUUUUACACUGGGAGAGAGAGAGGGCGAUGAAGAAGAUCCAGACUCACCUGACGGGAUGGUUGAGAGGCGAGAGGUGUUGCUAGGCCACUCCAUCAGUCUUUCCUGUGAGAGCAAUGCCAUUCCUCCUCCUCGACUCAGUUGGUACAGACAAGGCAGACAACUUACCAGCUCAGACGGAGUUGUGCUUGCGCCUGGAGGGCACAUCUUGCAGAUCCCACGAGUACAGCUUGAGGAUGCUGGGAAGUACACCUGCCAGGCUGUGAAUGAAGCUGGAGAAGACAAAAUGCAUUAUGACCUGGAGGUGUUGGUUCCUCCAGUGAUUUCUGGCCAGACUGAUGAGUUCAUGCAGGAUGUAGAUACUGUGGUGAACUCCACUGUUUCACUGCGCUGUGAUGUCUCGGGACACCCCUCUCCAUCUGUGUCCUGGAUAAAGGAUGGUCUGCCUCUCUACAGCGACUCUCGCCAUAACAUACUGGAGGAUGGAAAACUGCUGGAGAUUGUGAAUGUGCAGGUGUCAGAUGGAGCCAGUUAUCAGUGUGUGGCAGAGAAUAAAGCUGGAGCUGUCGAGAGACUUUACAGCUUGUCUAUUCAAGUUCCACCGAGGAUUGUGGGCCGCCGAGAAGAAGAAAUGAGUGUGGUGGAGGGCCAUAUGAUCUCUCUGCUGUGUGAUGUCCAGGCGUACCCACCCGCUGACAUCAUCUGGACCAAAGACGGGCAGAUGCUGGAGUUCACCACUGGCAUCCACAUACUGCCAGGAGGUCAGAUGCUGCAGAUUCCUCGGGCAGGACAGCAAGAUGCUGGACAAUAUGUCUGUACAGCUACAAAUUCAGCUGGACAAGACCAAAAGAGCAUUCUACUUACUAUCUAUGCUUUGCCUGCACUGGUGCCUCGUCUUGAAUCAGAGUCUGAAGUCAGGACGCCUCUGGUCGGGUCGACGCUCAUUCUGCGCUGUGAAGCCAAUGGCAUCCCUAAACCAGAGGUCACAUGGUAUCGUAAUGGACUUCAACUGGCAGCUGGGAAUGGAUUAAGGAUAGAGCGGCAGCAGCUGGAGAUAGUAGGAGUGCAAGUGGCUGAUGGUGGUGUUUACACCUGUAAGGUUUCCAACAUUGCAGGUCAAGUAGAUCGCACCUUCAGAGUAACAGUCCAUGUGCCUCCUGUGAUGGAGGGUCCUCUUCAUGAGACUCUCACUCAGAACCUGGGCUCCCACAUCACUCUUAUCUGUGAGGCCUCUGGCAUACCUGUACCCAAUAUUGCCUGGUUGAAAGACGGCAGUCCUAUUGAAAGCAGUCUGCAGUGGAACUGGUCAACGAGAGCUAACAGACUGGAGUUGGGCCCUCUGCAGCUCUCUCAUGCGGGCACUUACACCUGCAUAGCCAAAAACACUGAAGGACAGACUCAGAAAGACUACUCACUUACUAUAUAUGCACCACCCAGCAUUAUAGAUUCUGGCCACCCAUCAGAAGUCAGUGCACCUGUCGGGGAGGAGCUGGCUCUUGAAUGUCGGGCGAUGGGUUCACCUGCUCCUAAAGUGAGCUGGCUGAGGAACGGAAAGACUCUGGUGAAUGGAAACACAGAGCACAUAAAUAUCUCUCCAGAUGGGAGCACUCUAACAUUUCUGAGUGUAAAACCAGAGGACUCAGGAACAUACACCUGUCUGGCUGUCAGCUCCGCUGGCCAGGAAACCAAGAUCUAUACCCUGUUUGCAUUGGUUCCUCCCUCCAUAAGUGGGGAGACCAGUGUCCCCCGUGAGGUUCACACCACCCAGCACAGUGUGGUCACACUGGAGUGCAAAGCCAAGGGGACUCCACAACCUCAAAUCAGCUGGCUGAGAGACGGUCAUCCUUUGCUCCUGUCUCCACGCAUCCGUCUGCUCUCUGCAGAUUCAACUCUGAGAAUUUCACCGGUGCAUCUGUCUGAUUCUGGCAUCUACACUUGUGUUGCACGCAGUCGAGCUGGAUUAGCUGAACUCAACUUUGACCUCCAAGUGCAAGCUCCCCCUGCUGUGGAGCGAACAGAGCCGACUGAGCAGGUGGCGGUGGUCCAGGGCUCUUCAGUGACUCUGACCUGUGAAGCUCGUGGUGUCCCUCCUCCAACGCUCUCCUGGCUGAAAGAUGGUCAGCCACUCUCACUGCACCGCAAUCUGCUGCUCGACGGACAGGAAACCCGCUUCCUGCUGUCUGAUGUGGGACCCAGCGAUGCAGGUCUCUACAGCUGUGUGGCCAGCAACCAGGCCGGAAGCAGCACCAAGACCUUCAACCUGACUGUUUUAGAGCCCCCCAAGAUCACUGGUUCUUUGUCCCCUGAGGAGCAGCUGAUUGCAGUUGACAGUUUGCUGGAGCUGGAGUGUAUCGCCACUGGUCUUCCUCCUCCAACACUCAGCUGGCUGAAAGAUGGACGUCCAAUACAGGACAACAUGGCAAUAAUAGAAAGGGAUGGGCAGCUGCUCAGGAUUAACAAAGUUCAGGUGGAGGACGCAGGUCUGUAUACUUGUCUUGCUAGUAGCCCAGCUGGAGAGGAUGGCAGAAAUCACUGGGUGCGCGUUCAACUUCCACCCACUCUCCUUGGCUCCAAUGACAUCAGAACUGUCUCAGUUCCAGCCAAAGGUCACUUGACUCUUGAGUGUCAAACCGACAGUGACCCUCCACCAGAGAUUGAGUGGUACAAGGAUAACGUCAAAGUACAGUUGGGAGGUCGAAUUCAGUCCAUUGCCAGUGGACAGUUUUUGGAAAUUCAAGAUGUCCGGAUGCAUGACAGUGGACAGUACAGCUGUGUGGUUACCAACAUUGCUGGCAGCACUAGUCUGUUCUUUACUGUAGAGAUUCUCUUGCCACCGGUCAUCAGAGAGGGCAGCUCAUUGAUCAUAGCACAUGUCGGUCAGGAUGCAGUGCUGCCAUGUGAGGUGGAAGGAGCACCGUCCUCUUCUGUCAUGUGGAGGAAAGAUGGAGGCCCAGUUCCUCUUCACAAUAACAGAUUCACCUUGCUGUCAGAGGGAUCUUUGCGUAUUUCUACAGUGCAGCUGUCUGAUGUUGGUCGUUAUUACUGCAGUGUGUCUAAUCAGGCUGGAUCAGACCAUCGUGGCAUGGACCUUAAAGUCUACGUCGGGCCCUCGAUUAGCCCUGGUCCCUUUAAUGUGACAGUGGUCACAGGUCAAAGGGCAGUGUUAAGUUGUGAGAGCACUGGUAUUCCUGCUCCUCAGGUCAGCUGGAGGAGGAAUGGCUCACCUAUCAGUGUGGAUCAGUCAAGCGCUUAUAGGUUAAUGUCUUCUGGUUCUCUGGUCAUUACAUCACCGACUGCUGAGGAUGAGGGUUAUUUCGAGUGCACAGUGACCAAUGAGGUUGGAGAAGAGCGAAGAGUCAUAGAGGUCAUUCUGCAAGUUCCCCCUGUGAUUAAAGAUGAUGUCAGCAGUGUUACGGCAGUUAAAAUGUCUCCCGUGGUGUUGCCAUGUCAUGCUACGGGACGUCCUGAGCCUGUCAUUAGCUGGAACAAGAACUGGAUGCAGCUGGGUGCUCGAGGUGGUAGUUAUCGUGUACUGCCCACAGGAGCGCUGGAGAUCUUGGCUGCAACUCCUAGUCAUGCUGGCAAAUAUACCUGUUCUGCUCGUAAUCCUGUUGGUGUGGCUUAUAAACAUGUUACUCUUACUGUACAGGAACCGCCAGAGAUCAGGCCUAUGGCAGAAGAGGUUCAGGUGGUGUUACAUCAUUCAGUGGUUUUGCCCUGUGAAGUGCAGGGAUUCCCCAGACCCACCAUCACAUGGCAGCGAGAAGGAGUUCCUGUGGCCACAGGUCACAGACUGGCGGUUCUCUCCAAUGGAGCUCUGAAGUUUUCACGUGUUACUCUUGGAGAUGCAGGAACAUAUCAGUGUUUAGCACAGAAUGAAGCAGGAACAGCUUUGGCACAAACCCAGCUUAUAUUACAAGUCCCUCCAGUGUUGUCUGUUCCUCGUCUGGAGUACGUAGUGGUUCUCGGUCAGCCAGUCAGUCUGGAUUGUGUGGCAGACGGUCAGCCGAAACCAGAGGUGACGUGGCACAGAGAUCGGCGACCAGUGGUUGACAGUUCACACCUGAGACUGUUCUCCAAUGGCAGCCUUCACAUCACUGCUACUCAACGUGGUGAUGCAGGAAUAUACACCUGCUCAGCUCGAAACAGCGUCGGCAGAGCAAGCCAUGAUGUCAGACUCAUUUUGCAUACCCCACCGCAGAUUUUUGUUGGUCAGUCAGAGAUAUCUGUCAUGCAGGGCUUGCGAGUGAUGCUGCCGUGUGCAGCACAGGGUGUUCCUGAGCCCAGGAUGAGCUGGGAGAAAAAGGGGGUCUCGGUGUCAAACAUGCCCGGCAAAUUUACUCUCAGAGAGUCAGGAGGCCUGAUUAUCGAAAGGGCAGAGGCUGGUGAUGCAGGUCUGUUUACAUGUGUAGCAACUAACACCGCAGGAUCGGCUCGAUGGGACAUUCGCCUGACUGUCAACAUGAGACCAGCAUUUAAAGAGUUACCUGGUGAUGUGACGUUGAAUAAAGGUCAGAGUCUCAGCUUGUCCUGCCAUGCUGAGGGUACUCCAACACCCACCAUAACCUGGACUGCCAACAACAGGCCCUAUACUGGUGCAAGUGUUGAUGAAACAGGCAGAAGUUCAGUGAUCUUUGACAAUGUCACCGUCAGCGAUGGGGGAACCUAUGCCUGCAUUGCAGAGAACACUGUUGGACUCAUACGGGCUCUCUCAUUUGUGCGUGUUAGAGAGCCUCCUGUGCUGAGAGGGGAAGCCCACACUUCACAGACUGUAAUUCAAGGAAAAUCAGCCAUGCUGGACUGUGCAGUCAGCGGCGAUCCUGUCCCUUCCCUUCGCUGGCACAAAGACGGACAGCCCUUACUCGGAUCUUUGCGGUUUCAUCCCCUCCGUAAUGGCUCUCUGGCUCUUUACAGUGCCAUAAUUGGAGAUUCAGGAGAGUAUAGAUGUGUUGCUGAAAGUGAGGCAGGUGCUGCAGAAAGAACAAUAUCACUGAAAGUACAAGUCCCUGGUGGUUACUCAAACUGGGAGGAGUGGGGCCCGUGCAGCGUCACCUGUGGUCAAGGCAUCCAGGAACGAAUCAGAUUUUGCAACAAUCCACCACCAGCCUACGGCGGCCCAUUGUGUGAGGGUCCAAAUGUAGAUUCCAGGAAAUGUCAGGCCUCACUCUGUCCAGGAGAGUCUCCACGGCGUGCACGGGGCAGUCUGAUAGGCAUGGUCAAUGAGAAGGAGUUUGGGGUGGCAUAUCUAGAAGCCAAUAUCACAGAAAAUGAUUUGGAGGGCACCAGCACCCUGGAGGCCCAUGUUGAAAACAUUCCUCCAAGUGUUGGUCCUUUGUUGCGAGUGCUUGUGUCUGUAUUUGCCCCGGUAUACUGGACAACAGUGUAUCAAACACAGGAAACCCAGAAUGGCUUCUCCAUCACUGAAGGGCAGUUCAGACAGGAAUCUCAGCUAGAGUUUGAAACAGGAGAGAUUUUAAAGCUGACACACGUGGCAAGAGGUCUGGAUGGAGAGGGAGUUCUGUUGGUAGAUAUUGUUAUCAAUGGAUUUGUUCCUCCUAUGCUUUUGUCCUCUAAUCUCAAUCUACAGGAGUUUGACGAGUCGUAUGUGCAGACAGGCUCUGGGCAGCUUUAUUCCUGGUCCACACAGAAUCACAUUCGGGACGGGGCUCCUCUUACCCUGCGCUGCAAUCAUACUAUGGUUUUUGAGGGUCCAGAGAGCCGCCAGGGGCCCCUGCUUCAGCUUCUCAGACUGACAGGAAUAAGUGGCACCUACAGCCUUUACACUCUCAGCCUAGACUUCAAGAUGACAGCUUCCUUACUCAUACCAGAGGGUGAUGGGGAGACCUGUCCAAAAGGUUUCAUCUUGGAUACAGCAUCUUACUGUGCCGAUGAAGAUGAAUGUGCUGUAGACUCUCCCUGCUCACACUCAUGUAAUAAUAAUAUGGGUGGUUUCUCCUGUGCGUGUCCGUCUGGGUUCACCAUCUCUACAGAGUCAAACAGCUGCCAAGAUAUUGACGAGUGCUCCCAAGGCUCCCACUUGUGUCACCCCAACCAGCAGUGUGUGAACACCGUUGGGACAUAUCGCUGUCAAGCCAAGUGUGGACUGGGCUUUAAACCCAGUUUAGUUGGCACCAGCUGUGAAGAUGUGGAUGAGUGUCAAGAAUCAGCAGUGUCCCCAUGCCAGCAGCAGUGUUUCAAUACUCUGGGCUCAUUCCGCUGCACCUGCCAUCCAGGAUAUCAGCUAGUGGGGCAUCGCUGUCUAGAUAUAAAUGAGUGUUUGAGGAAUGUGUGUCCAGCACACCAGCAGUGCCGAAACACAGAUGGAGGAUAUCAGUGUUUUGACAGCUGUCCGGCUGGCAUGACUGCAGCAGAAAAUGGAGUGUGUGUGGACAUAGAUGAAUGCCAAGACGGUAGUCACAUGUGUCGGUACAGUCAGAUAUGCCAAAACACGAUUGGUGGGUAUGGAUGUGUUUGUCCUCGAGGAUACCGCUCCCAAGGCGUGGGUCGACCUUGCUUAGAUAUUGAUGAAUGUGCACAGGUGCCAAGUCCUUGUGCUUUUCAGUGCCGCAACGUACCAGGCAGUUUCCGCUGCGUAUGCCCACCAGGGACAGUCCUUCUGGGGGAUGGUCGCUCUUGCGCUGGGCUUGAGAGAGGCCACAUCUUCACCAACAGUACCCGGGUGCAAGCCAGACUGCGGCCACAGCUGGUAUCUGCUUUGGAGAGACCUUACCUCACUCGCCUCUCAGUCCUACCAGAGCACCUUGGUUCCUCACGUCGCCCCCGGCAUGAAUGCCCCGUAGGAUAUACUAGCAAGGAUGGAACUUGUAUAGAUAUCGAUGAAUGCGCAUUUAGAAAGCCUUGUCAACAUGAGUGCAGAAACACUAUAGGAAGCUACCAGUGCACCUGCCCACCAGGAUACCAAUUAUUAUCCAAUGGACGGACAUGCAAAGAUAUCGAUGAGUGCACAGUACAGGGUGUCCAGUGUGGACCAAACCAAAUGUGUUUUAACACUCGAGGGGGUUACCAGUGUCUGGACACACCCUGCCCCAACAGCUACCAAAGAGGACGUAAUCCAGGCACCUGCUUCAGACCUUGCUCUUCCAGGCUGGACUGUGGCUCUGUGGGCUCUUUUCCUCUGCUCCAGUACAAGCUCCUUACUCUUCCUCUGGGCAUCCCAGCCCACCACAAUGUGGCCCGUUUAUCUGCUUUCUCCGAAUCAGGAGUCCUCCAAGACCACACGUCCUUCACCAUCCUGGAGCAAGGAGGAGAUGACGGAGAGAGGCCAUUUGGCAUCAAGGAUGAAGCAGGAAGAGGCAUCAUUUUCACAGUGAAGCCUUUAGACUGGCCAGGCCUGGUGCGACUUCGGGUACAAGCCACAACUCUGUCAGAGCAGGGCCGCGUUACCUACCAGAGUAUCUUUAUUAUCUACAUCUCCAUAUCCAAAUACCCCUACUAAUGAACGGCUGCUUCAUAGAACAUUAGAGAGGCAUUAGUAAAUGAACUCAAUUGCCAGCUAUUUAUGUGCCCUCUUGUGGAGUGGAACUAUCUAAUUUUGCAAAAUUAUGCUGAUGUUUGAAAGCACCAAAAAUGACACACACAUAACCCAGCAGGACCUCGGCCUCAUUUGAAAUCUCUGCUAUCAUUACUAGAUGAGUAAUGUAUGUUAGGACUACAUAGUGUGUAAGUAUUUUGGGAUUUGGUUCGACACUAUGGUCAAAACCUUUUUUCCUUCUUUUUUGUUUUGGCUUAGUGAACUUUUCCUUUAAUAUUACUAUUAUUUGAAAAUAUUGUAGUAGCUUUGAGAUAUUGCUUGGGCUCUUCUGUUUUCACUGUGGUGCUAUUAUUUCUGCAUUUUAUUGCCAAUAAUAAGGAUCAGGAUUCAUCCAGAAUUAAAUCUACUGGAAAAAAUAAAGGCAGAAGAGGAGGGAAAAAAUGAACUCAAUGAGAUAUUGACAGACUGAUCAGUUUUCACAUUAUAUGACAGCCAAACUGGUUACUAGUCAUUUUAUAAAAGAAAUAUGUACUUAUUUUUCAGUGUUUGUCAUAUGCUGUAUUGCUAUAUUCGUGUACAAUACUUAGUUUACUUUCAUAUGUGAAUGAUGGGUUAUGUGUGCGUAUGAACCACUGCAAGCGUGUUUGUGAUGUGUGUGUGAACACUGAUAUGGUUGUGCUGUCUCUCCUCAUGACUGAAAUGAAAUGUGGAUUAUUCUAAACUUAUUUAAAACUCUGACAUUAUCUCUGACCUUACUUAAACAUUUAUUUUUUUUAAUGGUUCACAAAAUACAUCAGUACUG